Messenger RNA from Paramuricea clavata, 7201 nucleotides. The record is from the annotation of a GenBank genome assembly. NCBI's taxonomy places the organism in Eukaryota, Metazoa, Cnidaria, Anthozoa, Malacalcyonacea, Plexauridae.
AUGCUUUGUCAAAAGUACCCCUCCAACGUGAAGAAUGGUAAAAUUAUCCUUCGCUAUACGCUGGUUGGUCAAGCCUACAGAAGAAUCAGAAAUGUGAUCUUGACUAACCAAUUGGUAAUGGAGAAAAUCAGUAUUCAGCUAGUAGAGAUCAACCAAGCGACCCUAACAAGAUGGUAUGUAGUAGUACCCAAAUAUUGUAGGCACAUAGAUUUAUAAACGUGAGAAUAUAACGUUGAUUAUGUUGUUAUCGUUUCUUUCUCAAUAGGCACAACGAUCGUUCCAAACAGCAAGAGAGGGAAGUGUUGGAACAAGGUCUAUGUGUAUGAUGUAUUAUUUUUAAUUCAAGGAAUUGUUUUCUUUUCCCUGUUUCAGAUGAAUUACACUUAAUUAUUAAAGAUUUUAGAUUUACCAAUAUCACCAUGCACUAGGAGCCUUCUUUCAACAAGCAGUGCUGCACCUGUAUCUUCACGAGUAAGUACGCAACUUUAUAAUAAUUUUAAUAGUGACACAAAAUCCUAAUUUCGUUUAUUUUUUACCACAGGAUUGCGUUGGUCCUGACAAUGUUUCCGGGUACGGGAAAGUCCACAAUCUGGCCGCCUAUCUUCUCGGACUCCGGGAUCAACAAAGAAAAUUCGACAGCAUCCAAUCAGGUACCAAUGUGAAGCUGUGGUCUCUGAUGUCGGAGUUCGACAAGAGGCCCACCGUUUUCGAGCCUCGGUUCAACCAAGAAUCACCAUGAGGGAGGUUCAAAUCGUCGAAAUCUGCGCUUGUACCUGGCGUAGAAGUGGCACUCGACGGUAAAUGCUAAAACAAUACACACUUUAACAUAAAAUUACAGAGAAAUUGUAUUUAAUGGAGAUUUAUUUCUUUUUCUCUCUUUUCCAGUAGUUUUCUUGGAAAAAAUUCACGACCAGCGCAACGACCAGAUGCGAAUCGUUAUAUGGAAGCGGUCGUCGAGAAACUGUGCAACAUCUUUCCCGCCAAUACGACCGUAGAUGGAGUGUGCAUUUCAAGAUGGUCGCUCAUCCAAACCUCCUACCAACACAUCCGUCCGCUGGUCUUGAAAUGCUCGACAAUCAUCACCAACACUGGGAUUCAACUGGUUGAUAUCAAUCAGGCCACGUUGACUAAUUGGUAUGAAUAUGCAGUAAAUCGUAAUUUAGACAGAUAUUUGUACUAUAUUUUAACCCUGUGUAUUUCAAUACAGGUUUAAUCAAAAGUCAAAGAAUGAAGAGUGAACAAUUUUGGAGCAGGGAUCACCCUCGUGCCUCCACCCAUGACUUCCUCCGAAGCACUACCAGCUGCACUUCAUCUUCCUGUCGAAAUAGAAAGUGGAACAGGUUAACGGCACCAAUUUACCUUUCCUGUUAACGCCGCCGGUAGAGCAAAGCAAUCUAGAAGACCGAUCCUACCACGUCCCUGUGUACAGGCUCACCCUGCACCCAUAAUUCCUGCUCCCAUUGCUGCUAUUCAAACUGGCUCAAUCUCAGUUGAGCAUGAACAGCAGGUCCCUAUACCCUCAUCUACCAUGGCAUAUCGGAGGAAGCGGCAGCAUCUAGAAGAGACGGGCGAUGUGAAGGGGCCACGGUACAAGAGAAAAACCGGAACGACGUGUGGUCAAUGUGGAAUGGAAAGAGUGGCCCCUUCACAUCGUCAGUAUUACGGUAAAUGGUGGUGCGAGACUAAAGCAGAUAUGCCCUAUGACCAGUGGGUUGCUGCUCAUACGGAACAUCACAGCAAGGACAAGAAUGCGUGAUUGCGUUUUUGUUAAUGAUUAUGAUUAAUAAUUACUGUAUUGCUAAAUUACACGUGUUUUCAUUAGGGAAAUUCCCUAAUCGCACAGGAAAACCCCGCGUAUUUCUCUUGCUCGUUCUGCGCAUGUUCGCAGGGUCAAUUUGGAGGGUUGAGACAGAGGAGAACAGGAACAAUUUUUUGCGCUAAAAGAACGCUGAUGUUCUCGGUUAACUUUUGGAACCUAAGUUCCAAAAGUUAGCCAAUCAUGGCGAUUCAGUUGAAUUUUUGAAAAAGUUCUCCAAGUUUAUUGGUCGAGCCAUUAGUAAUUCAUGAUUUUCUUUUUUAUUUCUAUAUUUACCGUAGGUGGCGUUACUUUGCCUGUUCUUCGCUGUGCUCGUGGCUCCACAUCUCUGGAAUCAUUCCAUUUACAUGUAAAUAAAUUUAUUCCAGGUAAAAGAUCACCAGGCAUGUUUCGAAUAUUGCAACGUUGCACUUGUUGCAACGAAUAUCUAUUAUAUUUUUGUUCCUUUAAGGAUUCAGUGCCAACGACGUGCACUUCCAAGCGUACCUUUUGGAGGGAUUGGCGGGUUGGAACAAGGAUCGAGCUGCGUCGGUUGUUGGCAGUAGCACGACGACGUACGACAGUCGUUUGGUUUUGGCUAUCAACCAGUUAAGCCAGGGGGUUCUUGGAAAACCCAUGAAUGCCAGUUACUCUGUUCCAAACAAGUAUACGGGUAAAUACUUGUAAAACUAAUUGUUUAUAUAAAACGCCGCUUGUUUGUUUUGUCUUCCCAAAAACAAACAAUGACGUGUGGAAUGUGAAAUUUGUUUGUUUUAGGGGAGAAAAUCGGGAUAGAGUACCUGUACUCGCAGACAGGAAAGGUCCUCCAGGAAGUAGAUCUAGACGAAGAAGAGGACAAAGAAGAAGACGAAGAUACUGACGAUGAAGGAUUUCAUGUACGAAGUCUCCGCAUAAGUAUCUUAAUUUUCAUUUUAAUCUUACUAAUUAAUGCGCUGUAACCUUUAUUUAGGAAACGGACGUUAUAGAUCGAACGAUCUUCGCGGUGGAAAACGACAUCGUCGAAGAAACACCUCCUGACGAAACUCCUCAAGACGAAAUUCCUCCAGACGAAAUUCCUGAAAAAACCUCGAGUUUGGAGCAAGAUGACGUAAAUACUGUAUUUCUUGCGAAUUACUCCUACCCCCCUCUUCGCAACAUAUACAUAUAUAUAUAUAUAUAUAUAUACAUAUAUAUACAUAUAUAUAUAUACAUAUAUAUAUAUAUAUAUAUAUAUACAUAUACAUAUACACAUAUACACAUAUACACAUAUACACACACACACACACACACACACACACACACACACACACACACACACACACACACACACACACACAUAUAUAUAUAUAUAUAUAUAUAUAUAUAUACAAGCAUUUACUUUCUUUCUAUAUAGGAAUCUGCUGGUCCAGAUGGAGUAGAGGGCUAUGGGAAAGUCGCCGCUUUAGCAGAGUUCCUUCUCCAGCUAGAGAUUUGUUCAUCUUUAACAAAUGGACAAGCUCAGCAGGUGAUUGAACUCUGGUCAAAGUUGUCAACUUACGACAAGAAAGCGGUGACAUUUUCACCUCGUCAUCGAAGAAAGUUGACGCAGGGAAGAUUCAAGUCGUCCAAAUCUUCAACAACCGUUCCUGGUGUUGAUAGUACUAAAAGGUAAGCAAUUACAGGGGAAUUAUUUCAUAUCCCUUGAAUUCUCUUCUCAACAUUACAGUUUGUCUACUUUUAAGAUGUUUCCUUGGUCAAAACAGUGGGCCAGCAAAUCGACCGGACUCUAACCGUCACAUGGAGUCGCUUUUCACCAUGCUGUGUGAAAAAUACCCCGCCAACGUAAAGAACAAUGGCAAAACGAUCCUUCGCUAGACCCUGGUUGGCCAAGCAUAUAGGAAGAUACGUAAUGUGAUUUUGACCAACCACUUGGUCAUGGCGAAGACAAAUAUCCAGCUGGUAGAGAUAAAGCAAGCGACGUUAACAAGAUGGUACGUAAUAGUACCCAAAUAUUGUAGGCACAUAGAUUUAUAAACGUGAGAGUAUAACGUUGGUUAUGUUGUUAUCGUUUCUUAAUAGGCACAACGAUCGUUCCAAGCAACAGGAGAGAGAAGUGUUAGAACAGGGUCUGCCCACUAUAGAGGCAACAGUGACAACUUCUAAACCAAUACCUGCCAUCGUUCCCAUACGACCGACAAUGCUUCCCGUUCCGAAUAUACGAUCCCCUCACCAGUUCGUACUACCACAAAACACAAUCGGGCAAGCACGGACACGCCCACAACCACAUAUUCAACCACCACAUAUUCAACCACCACAGAUACCCCAAUUUCAAAUUAAUUGUUCCACCAUCGCCAAUUAUAAAUCCCCCUCCCCCCAACAAUUCACAACAGCACGAAGAGUUAUCGGAAGAAGAAAAGCGAAGAAGCACUGGCUCGCGAAUACCCGCGACGAUAUAAAGAGAGAACGACCCCAGCUAAGUGUUCGAAAUGUGGCCAGGAUAGAACUGGUGCACAUAAACAAUAUUACGGAAAUUGGUAUUGCCCUACCAUGGGCCAGACUUACGAACAGUGGCGCGAGAAGUUUGGUGAUAAAUAUAAAAAAAAGAACAAGUAACUCUUUAAACACCUAAAAUACCAGGUUUUCGUAUAUAAAUAUUUUGUAUAUAUCUAUGGGAUCAUUAUCUUUUUAAUAUAACAGCAAUGUCGUGCAUUACAGCGGCAUUGCACCAUUUUCACGGGAUUAUUUUAUACUUUCCAUUGUCUUACAUUUUAAAUAUCCCGCGCGCUUGGGGAUUCCCCUAACGCAGGGAAAAGCCCUUCUUCUUCCUUCUGCGGGGGUUCCGCAACAGAGAAGAUUGCGCCCCAUUUUUGCCACUUAAAGACCGCCGAAGUUCUCGGUUGACUUUUGGAAGAUUCUUCCAAAAUUUAGCCAAUCAGAGGGCAGUAAAACAAGAAAUACAAGAACAACAUAAUAUGUAAAGAACUACAAGAACUACAUAAUAUAACAAGAACUACAUUUAUUGGAUGCAUCUUGAAAAUCCUGUGGUGAAAUGUAUCAUUCUGGAUAUUUUGUCCAAGCAUCUACAAAUGGCUUACCCCCAUUAUCAGUUGAAUUUGUGAACAUCUUUUUAAUUUAUUUUUAAAUACAUUUCAUAAUUAUAGAUUGUCAGGACACUUACGGGAAAGGCUGCGUUUUCGGCAUCUUGGAUGACGAAUGUCGGCAAUGAGUUCGGUAAAGUGUUGAUCAGUGUCCUGACCGCUUCUGAAGGAAGCGGCCUCGCCCAAAUUACCACCGCCCUUGUUGACCGUUACAAGACGACGAACAGGAUAAAGAUGAAGAUGAGGACAGAUAUUUUUUAAUAUUAAGGAAAAGACAGAAACCGAACAAGGUCAGCUUCCAAAGCAGGGUGAGGUUUACCUUCUUGUAGGUGGUCCUCCCUGUCAAGGGUAUAGAGGUCUAAAUCUUUAUCGAAAUGGGGAGAAGACAGAAACCGAACAAGGUCAGCUUCCAAAGCAGGGUGACGUUUACCUUCUUGUAGGUGGUCCUCCCUGUCAAGGGUAUAGCGGUCUAAAUCUUUAUCGAAAUGGGGAGAAGACAGAAACCGAACAAGGUCAGCUUCCAAAGCAGGGUGAGGUUUACCUUCUUGUAGGUGGUCCUCCCUGUCAAGGGUAUAGCGGUCUGAAUCUUUAUCGAAAUGGGGAGAAGACAGAAAUCGAACAAGGUCAGCUUACACUUCGAUGUAUGGGAGGAUUUUGAAAAUUGACUCCACCAAAAAGAUCACCAAGAAGCUGCAGGGAGCCAAGGGCAGCACUGCAAGCUGGGUCACCAACGUGGGUAACGAGAAGGGGGAGGUGUUGAAUUCCAUCGUUACAACAACUGAGAGCAUGGGGUCUCUACAAGUAAUGGCCGAUGGCCUAGUCAAUAGGUUUUCACGAGCAGGUGCGACUCCACCUGUGCUUAUUUACACCGACCGUGAGUGUUGCAGCACUCUGCUUGGGAAAACCUGUUGGUUAGGCUGGACAUCUUUCACUUUAUGAGACGCCUUGCUGUGGGCGUCACCAGUGACAGCCAUCCACUAUACUCUGUGUUCAUAGAGAGUUUGUCGAGGUGCAUAUUCGAAUGGGAUCAGCAAGACCUUGAAUCCCUAUAUGCGGCCAAGAAAUCCGAACUCGUCGGGAACGGCGUUAAGAACCCGUCGUCCGAGGCCGUGAGGAGUGCAGUUGGAAAGAAAGAACUGGCUCAACACUGUCGAAGACGCACCAGGGGUGUUGAGACCACCGAGUCGUUGCUGGACUCGCUGUUUACCACCAUGGCAACAGCAACAGACGAGCUGGGGGUCCCCUUAUUCAGGGAAGAAAUGAUGACGGAGUUCUGGCCCGAGCAAAGAAGGCACAUCCCGUGCAUCCAGGAUCCACCCGGAAUACAACUGUACACCGAGGUUGGCCAAAUUAAGAAGGGAGGUAAAAGCCUUCCGGUGUAUUUCUAUAUUUUUAUUGCCAUAUUCAUUAUUCUAUCGGUAAUUUAAGGAUCAUCAGCAAGCGGAGUGACCUUUUAGGCAUACCUCAUAGAGGGAUUGGCACGGUGGAACAUGCAGCGCUCGGAGGACAGCAAAGUGGGUGUGGAGAAAUGUAACUGAUAUUAUUGUAAUUCACUUUAGAGCCAUGGUUGGUGGGAACUCUGGUCCUGCAACGGCAGUCGAUACCAGCCCUAUCGUAGAAAGCUUGUGUAAGAAGCUGGAAAGUGUCUUCAACAGCCCGCAGAAGAAGGAAGGCUAGACCAUCUCCAGGUGGCGAUUAAUCCGUGGGGCCUACCACCGCAUACGGGAAUUGGUCACACUAAAUGAUCGAAUCAUGGAAAACACAAACAUUCAGUUAUAUGAACUGAAUCAAACAACGUUAUUAAAAUGGUAUGAUCUUAUUCUUAUUAUUAUACAUACUAGUUUAAUAGGCAAUAUCACAAUAAAUAUCAACAAACAAACAAACAAACAAACAAACAAACAAACAAACAAACAAACAAACAAACAAACAAACAAACAAACAAACAAACAAACAAACAAACAAACAAGCAAGCAAGCAAAACACACAUUUUAAAUUCUACUAUCUAUCUUAACCAUCUAGGUGGAAUGAUCACCAGAAGAAUCUGGAAGAAAGAAUUCUGACACAAGCAAUACCGCCAUCACCACCAAAGACAGCGUUAAAACCACUCCGACCAGCAAGACCUCUCCUUCCGAAGCCUAUUCCAACACCACCACCCCCACAUACAUUCCCAAUUCCCACAGUGCAACCACUCCCCCAACUGCCACGACCUAUCCAGUUAUGCUCUCAACCAGAGACAUCAACACCAUUAUACAAUAGUCCCACCAAUAUUGAAGUUCCCAAAAGCACCCAAUAUUACCAAAACAAAAGAAGACGAGACACAGCCAAAUAA